AUGACAGGCUCAAACUAUAUACCUAGGAUCAACCUCGUUCGCAUCGCACAUGUCUUUUACACUCAUAAAGACAUCAACAAAGCCCAUGAAUUUCUAUUGGACUUCGGCUUCCAGGAAGUCAAACGUGUGGGCAAGGAUAUCUAUUACCGCGGUACUAGUUCCCAACCAUUUGCGUACUGUGCGCAACAUGGCGAAGAAGAUGCGUUUGGAGGCGCCGCUUUCGUCGUGGAAUCCGAAGCUGAUCUCGCCGCUGCCCAAAAGCUACCUGGAGCUACGGAGAUAUAUGACCUGAGUGAUGCGCCUGGCGGUGGUCGCUGUGUUACUUUCCACGACCCUGUCGAUGCUUUCCCUUUUCACAUUGUUUAUGGGCAAGCACCAUAUGCCGAUGAGAAAGCGUUCCCGCAGCUGGAUUUUAAUUUUCCGACGGAGAAACACAGGCCAGGUAAUAAGACGCAGCGAUUCCAAAAGGGUAUACCGAAACAAGGUCCUGCUCCGGUGCACAAAUUAGGUCAUUUUGGAAUGUGCGUCACCGAUUUCAACAGGGCGUUUGGUUUCUAUACCAGUCGAUUCAACUUCAAGCCGAGUGAUCUGGUCCAUGACCCCACCGGAAAAGAUAUAACUACAUUCCUCCAUUUAGAUCGCGGUUCUGAACUAGUUGAUCACCAUUGCUUUUUCUUCUUCGAAGGUCCCAAGCCGCACGUACAUCAUUCCUCAUUUGAAACACAUGAUUUCGACACGCAGGUUUUGGGUCACGACUGGCUGCGCAGCAAGGGGUAUGAAAACUGUUGGGGUGUAGGACGUCAUAUUAUGGGAAGUCAGAUCUUUGAUUAUUGGUUUGACCCUUCUCGUUUCAUCAUCGAACAUUAUGUUGAUGGUGACUUGGUUGAUGAUCAACAUCCCAUCAAUCGAUCCCUUGCGUCGCCCGACAGUUUGCAUGUUUGGGGCCCGGAUCUUCCACCUACCUUCCUGCAGUAA
Molecule: messenger RNA, 975 nt
Organism: Penicillium hordei
Lineage: Eukaryota; Fungi; Ascomycota; Eurotiomycetes; Eurotiales; Aspergillaceae
Product: VOC family protein
Exons: 6
Coding region: 1-975 (324 amino acids)
Biological process (GO): L-methylmalonyl-CoA metabolic process
Cellular component (GO): mitochondrion
Molecular function (GO): methylmalonyl-CoA epimerase activity
Source: RefSeq, a predicted model, not a curated record